Messenger RNA from Rhineura floridana, 6236 nucleotides. RefSeq names its product shisa like 1 (gene SHISAL1). Bases 902 to 1489 code for a protein of 195 amino acids. NCBI's taxonomy places the organism in Eukaryota, Metazoa, Chordata, Lepidosauria, Squamata, Rhineuridae. The record is from RefSeq and is a predicted model, not a curated record. The transcript has 6 exons.
CAAAUUGGCAGACUCCGUCAAUGUCUGGACGAUCUCCCCAGAUCUAAAGCCACUCCCGCAGUUAUUCCUAUAACGCCAGCACCGGGGGGAGGGGUUGUCUUCAAAGCGUCACCUACCCAGGUGCGAUGUUCUCCAAUGCAAACCUUCCCAAAACGGACGCAGACGACGCAAUUCUCUUCUUACCUAACUCCCCUCCCUGCGUUUCCUCCUCCCUUUACCGCACCCCCAAUUCACCGCUGGUUUGCACUGUUUCUCCAAUUCGGAAACAGAAAAGACCAAGUCCCAGCUUAACCCCGCGCGGCUGGAACGGGCUCCUUUCUUGCCUCCCGUUCUGGAUCGAGUCGAGCUCCUUAAAAACAAAACAAAAGCACGAGGUAGGGGGUAGCUCCGGGCAGCGCCAGGUCUUUGUAUGUAGCGCGCCCAGUCUGCCGGCGCCGCCCCUCGAUAUGGAGGCGAGACUUCAGAUUCCGGAGGGCAGGGAGCGACCCUCCUGAAGCGGGGUGAACCAUGGUAACGCGGGAUCCCCCUAGAGGCCAGCUUGACCAUCGCAUAAGAUUUCUCAUAUAAUUUGCUGAAGCCUUAGGCAAAAACAAGAACAAAUUCAACGGCUGAACUACAAAUUACACGCAAUUGCAUGUGAUCUUCCACAAACUUUUUUUAAUAAUAAAGAACAGCUAUGGGAGGUUGCAACUUCACUCUGUAAAGUUGUAUGAGGAAUUUCCUGUGAAAGUUAAACAGUUCUGAUUAAAUUUUAAGAUAAAAAUAUCUCUAAAUCAUCUUGCUGUGACCCCAUCCGACAAGUUCUGUCUUGCGUUGGAAACACUGAGGCUGGUAUUGGUUUCAAAAUCUGUACGAAAGCCAGACACAGGUAAUUUUCAAACGGAUUGAUGAAAACAAAACGAUGACAAGUUGUGGUCUACAGUCCUUAAACACGCUGAUGGUCGUUUUCUCUUUGCUCUUGCCAGCAGCGCUGUCCGUGCAUUUUCGGGUCUGUGAGCCAUAUACAGACUACAAAGGCCGCUCCCAUUUUGGAUUCCACUGCCCACGUCUUUCUGAUAAUAAAUCCUACAUCUUUUGCUGCCACCAUAACAACACCGUGUUUAAAUACUGCUGUAAUGAGACAGAGUUUCAGACUGUUAUGCAGAUGAACAUAACUGGGAAUGCAGAUGGAUAUAUGCAUAAUAAUUACAGCGCAUUGUUAGGAGUGUGGAUCUAUGGUUUUUUUGUUAUUGUCCUGCUGAUACUGGACCUUUUGUAUUACUCCUCAAUGAACUACGAUAUUUGCAAACUGUACCUGGCAAGAUGGGGAAUCCAGGGGAAAUGGAUGAACCCGGAACCAAACCGGUGGAUUAAACCUGCUCAGGACCCAAGACAAGUACAGGCUCAGGCUCAGCCUAUGCCUACGCCUCAAUUAUCGCAGGCGGUACGCGCAUUAAAAGGAGAAGCUUUAAAUCCACCACUGAUGUCUUUUCCAAGUUCAACCGCCUGAAAAGUAUUUUGAUGUGCCUCAAGAUGGGAGAGAUAAGACUUUGUCCAAGAAGAACAGCUUUGAUCCCAGAAGGGAGAAAGAACCCUGAAUCUGACAAUGAUUAAGGAAAACAACUCAAAGGAGAUGGUGGUUAGUCUACUUGCAUGACAAGAGCCACCGCUGUGUCAAGUUGACAACAUUUUCUGUAAGAAAAUAGUAUGCAAGCAAUACCUGUGAGGCAGAGAACAUCACUUAUGGGAGAGAGAGAAGACAAAUAUAUUUGAGGGUGAGCACCGCUUAUCGCAGUGAAAAACACGUUGCUCCAGUGGGAAUCCAAGCUGAGAAUGGACAUAGACUACAGUAUGAACUUUUGGUAGAUACACUUUUUUUUGCCUCCCCCAUCCAUCAACUUGCCAGUUGAGCCUACUUUUCGUGUCAAAAUAAUGAAUGCGACUUUUUUCCCCAAAGUUCUCUAGUGAAUGUUGUCACAAUAUGGUACAUACAGUUCAGUCUAAAUUACUUUCUUUUCUUUUUUUUCACACGUGAGCCCUCUUUUGGAAUUGGAAGGAAGGGCAAAAAUCAUUUUAGAUUAUAUAAUCUUACCAUUUUUAUCUGUGACAAGAAAGCAAGUGUCAUUGUCAUGUUCCCGAGCGCACCAGCGUGGCCUCUAUUGCCUGUGCAAGUGGGGGAUUGGAGGGAAGACACAACCUCUUCCAUCUUGACCCUCAACUGGAAAAAGUCAAAGAAAAAUAACACUUGUAAUAAUAUAAAGCAAUAAAAUAGUUGCCCUCUGAUAAAUGAGGUUCAUAUUCCAAUUCCUUUAUUUUAAGGUACUACUUGCCCUUUAACUGGCCUUAGCAAUUAUUUCCCCUCAGGAACUAGAUGACAGUCUUGCAAAGCAGGACAGCAGCAAUUUUCUUUCCAAGGAUUAUGGCAAUGGUCAGAUAUCGUGCAUACUGAAGCAGCUUGAGUUUUAACGGAAGAGGAUAUAAUUUGAAUAUAGUACAUAUUUUAUAUGUCAUUGUUACAAAAUUCCAUUGGGCACCAUCACAAUGUACAGCAAAGCACACAAUGCUGCCACAUGAGAAAUCAAUGUUAGAAAAACACUAUGUUUCUUCAGUUAUUUUUAGGUCUCUCUCUAGAAAUGUCUUUUCAGAAGGAAAACAUUUCAUUUUUUGGCUUUUAUACUGAAAAACAAUUGGUGGUUCUCUGUGGAAAUGUAGCAGAAAGCAGAAGAGGACUGCAGAACCAGUGAUAACACACACAGCUAAAAAGGUCCAUAAACAUUAUCUAUAUAAUAUUGGUUAGUUCAAACUACAAUAUUUAAAGAAUUGCAUCAUGCGGAAUCAGAAUAGUAGCCCAUCCAGAUUUCUGUACAGGAGCUUAGCUACCUGAGAGCCUCCAGUUGGAGACUAGAGGCCAGCAGCCAAAAACGUGGCUGAGUAUUUCUGAUUCCUCACUUCUGCAGUUCCUAGCCAUGGGUACCUCUUCCUCUCACAGACUCCUCCCUCUGGCCUUAACCUAGACCACUCCCUCUCCAAGUCCUAAUCCUUAUUUUCCACUUCCCGUAAUCUGUUGCCCAUCCUUCCACUCCACGUUUUCAAUGCCUUUCUGCCAACCCUCUAACAUUCAGGCAGCUCAGCCAAUCAGUGCAGUAUAAUGUAGGUACCCAGGGUUGAACCCAAAACCUUAUAGAGGCAGUGCAUGUUGUCAGUCGCUGAACCACAGCCCUACUCAAGAACUUCAGGGGCCUAUUCCAAAUACAGCAGGAAGAAAGAGCUUGUCCUGUUUCUCAUCUCUUUGCAGGACAUUUCCUAGGGAAGCAUAUGACACUACAAGGAAGCAUACUUCCUCCAGCUUUCCUAGGGCACAGCAUCUGUUGUCACUCUAGUCAUGUAGCAGCUCUAACAUGAGCAAAGUUCCACCAUGAGUUUGCAAAUCCUCAGUACCUGUGUUUUAUUUACACAGCACUAGAUGUAGCACUCCGAUGGUUAGAAUAGACAAGUUUUCAAACCAUUGGUUUCAGCCUCUGAGAUUUCUCUUUUCUAGAAAAGUAUUCCCCAAUACUGUAGCAGCAACGUCUAAAGCACUUUCAUCAAAGGUGGGACGAGGAUGGAAAAAAAUACUCUCAAAAUGACAUAUUUUAAGUAUUAGGACAUGCAAGCAUUGUAUGAGUAAAGUAUACUCUGUAAGGUGGAGUUCAGUACCCAGGUUUGCCUUGGUACUUUGUUGUCCGCCGUCUAUUUGCUAUGAAGAUGACAUACCUCUGUUUUUGAUCACAUCACUAUAGGAAUAAAACCUACUUCUUCCACUUAAAAAUCCUCUCUACCUACAUUAAUCAAGUACAAAGGAGAAUGGGCAUAUACACUUUUAAUUGAUGUGUCUAAGAGGGAAUUUUAGUGUGCGUUUUGUCAUGCAAGGGUGAAAAAAUAUACACUUCCUGAAAGCCUCUUCUACAUCAUUGUUGGAACAGCCUUGGCCAACCUGGUGCCAACCUGGCCAACUCCAGAUGUUGGAAGGUGCAAACACCUUGCCCUUCUUUGCAUUCAGUUACCCUACCUACCCUAGCUUACAUGCAAAACAUUCUGCAGUUCUCUCAUCUGAAAGAUGUUGUGGGAAGGGGCAGUUCUACAUCCUUUAUAACCACAGCAGAAGCUUAGGCUUUCAAUGGAUCUGUCACAGUAUUCAUAUUAACAAAGCAUAGCAUCUUAUUUGCUAUCUAACAGGGCAGACAUCCACCUUGUGCAAUCUAUCAUGCCAAAUUUAGACAUGUGUGGUUGAUAAUACCCCCCACUCCACAUGUGCAGUCACAGACACCAAAAAAGAGGGUUAAUCACGCCUCUGAUAGGACACAAUGUUGGUAGGAUACAAAUUCUGCUGACGUUUAUGAUAUACAGUUGCCAUUUGUCAGUUAAUGCUUCUCCAGAACUUAAGACUAAUUUUAAAAGAGUAAAGGUGUCCCCGCACUUAUAGUGCGAGUCGUUUCCGACUCUUAGGGUGACGUCUUGCGAUGUUUACAAGGCAGACCGUAUAUAUGGGGUGGGAUUGCCAGUUCCUUCCCCGGCCUUUCUUUACCCCCCAGCAUAUGCUGGGUACUCAUUUUACCGACCACGGAUGGAUGGAAGGCUGAGUGGACCUCAACCCCUUUUACCGGAGAUUCGCCUUCCUCCUUCUGUUGGAAUCGAACUCCAGCCGUGAGCAGAGCUUCGGCUGCGUUACCGCCGCUUACCACUCUGCUUACCACUCUGCGCCUCGGAGGAUCUUAAGACUAAUUCAAGGUAUAACAUAAUUCUCUUUUUGAACGUAUGUAGGUAUUAUAUUAACCUAUUCCACCAAUCUGCUAGUAUCCAUGCUUCUGGAUCACCGUAGUUUCAGGCAACUGGUCCCACUUGAGCAGCCUUAGAUGCAGGUGCGCAUCCUCAUUCACAUCGACACAUUCAGCCGGUUCUUAGUUCGCCUCCAAUGAGUAUCGCAGCCCAGAGGCACUUAAAACUGCUUCCUUGAAUUGGGGCUCUGAAUUAUUCUUGUUAAACAGCCUAUUGUCUCCACCCCCAAUCCAAUAGUCACCGUUGGAUUUGGAUCAGUAUUAAAAACUGAAUCACCAAGAGAUAAACGCACAGAAAAAUGCCACUGCAAAUUUCUCAACAAACUUCUGCACACUGGGGUUAAAGCCAUUCCUGAUAGGAUCAUCACUUUGUGCCAAAUUUCACAAGCCCUCUCACUCCCCAGUCAUAUUGUGCUGCAUGGAUCAUGGCCUUUAUUUAGUGAGCUUCCUUGCCACCACUCUAUAGAAUUGGCAGCUGUGGGAGGGACCAGGUAAGCUUAUGGCUGUGAAGGUACACUUGAAAACACAUAGGCUAUAAUACCUGCUGAAAUAUCAGAAGCCAGAGGAGUGGCUGAAUAAGACUUGAGCGGUCAGGGUGGUGGGCUUCAGUGCCUUGCCUAGCUCAUCACCACACUCCAUGACUAGGAAAACCAGAAGAAAGUAUGUGAAAUAGAAUUGUAUAAAAUAUUAAGUAAAUCUGCAUAAUUUGUGCAGGCCACAGAAUUAGAACUGCCUGGAUGCAUAUAUUUUUUUUGUACACGUUUGCACAGACAUAAGAAUAAAGCCUAAUCAGAUGAGAGACAGAGAGAGAUUGAUUCACCAGGCAAUAUUACAUUUCAAUUUAAGCAAGGUUUUCAGCAAAUAUAAUGUACCUGACAAAUUUACCUUAACCCAAGUUACUUUUCUGUACAUAUUUAUUCAUCUGGGUUUCUUCCAAACUAAUCCUAAACUAGGUGGAGGGUUUUUUUAAAAAAAUAAAAUCAAUCUACUUUCAUUGUGAUGUUGAAAUUGUCACCGAGAUCUUUGUUAAAAGCUUGUGUUUCUGAAGGAAUUUGUAUUAGAUAAUGGUUUGUGUGACUCACUGUAUUUUGUAAAGGGUUUAUUUCCCUUUGGGAAUUGUGUGUUUUUAAUGAGCAGUUUUAUGCUUCUAGUUUGUGUAUGUUAUAAAUGAAGUGUGUUUUUUGACUCUGUAAGGAAUAGAUUGAUAUUCGAUAGAUACUAACUGGUUGAGAUUUUCGUAUUGGCUAAACUAUUUGCAUAUGUUGAUAAAAUUCAUAUUGUAACAGAACAGUCUGCCAAUGGUCAGUAACAAUAAACAGAACAAAGCACCUUUGUUUUAGCUGAAUGUUGGAUCUGACUAAGACUAUCAACUAACUGGCCUUAAAUUCAAUGUUGUAUUUCCAAAAGUGGAUCAUCAUCCCACAUCAUUUGCUGUUUGUAAUG